AUGUUUGUUAUUUCUGGAGUUGCUACCGACAAUCGUGCUAUAGGAGAACUUGCAGGACUUGCCAUUGGAUCAACCAUUCUACUCAAUGCCAUGUUUGCAGGGCCAAUUUCAGGGGCUUCAAUGAACCCAGCCAGGACCCUAGGGCCAGCCAUUGUGUCUAACCAAUACAAAGGCUUAUGGGUUUAUAUGUUGGGACCAAUUGUUGGAGCUGUUGCUGGUGCAUGGGCAUACAACGUCAUCAGGUUCACCGAUAAGCCUCUUCGUGUCAUCGUCAAAAAUGCAUCUUUCCUGCAACGUAGCAAUGGACGAAAUCGGUAA
Messenger RNA from Lactuca virosa, 318 nucleotides. NCBI's taxonomy places the organism in Eukaryota, Viridiplantae, Streptophyta, Magnoliopsida, Asterales, Asteraceae. The record is from the annotation of a GenBank genome assembly.